This is a messenger RNA of Penicillium egyptiacum, 1506 nucleotides long. NCBI's taxonomy places the organism in Eukaryota, Fungi, Ascomycota, Eurotiomycetes, Eurotiales, Aspergillaceae. The record is from the annotation of a GenBank genome assembly.
AUGGAACAUUUGUCCAAAGGUGAACCCAGCCCGAGGUUCGAUGAGGAUCAACAACCUCCUCAGGCAGGGUUGUUCAAGGUAUUGGCGCGCUAUGUGUCCUACUUUCGCAACCCGCAACAUGUCUUGGUUUUCAAGCUUGACUGCUUGUUGUUGAUAUGGGCUUUUAUUGCUGGAAUUUUGAAAGAAAUGGACCAAAGUGCGACUGCUCAAGCUUACGUUUCUGGGAUGAAGGAAUCUUUAAAAUUAUAUGGAAAUGAAUUGAUCAACUUCAAUACAUUCUUCUCUGUUGGAUAUGCUAUCGGUUUGAUUCCAGGUCAACUUAUCCAGACCAAGGUUCGCCCUUCUAUUUUUCUUCCAUUCUGUGAGAUAUCAUGGGGAAUCCUGGUCACCUGUAUUGCCCAGGCACCAAAUGCCAAAACAAUAUACGCAUUGCGAGUCCUACUUGGAUUAUUUUCUGCGGUCUUCUGGCCUACCGCUGUAUCUAUGAUCUUCAACUGGUACACACCAGCGGAGCUAGCCAAAAGAAUCGCCUUCUUCAACGUAUCAGACGCAGCAGGUGGUAUGUUCUUAAGCGCACUUCAAGCCGCCCUUUACACCAACAUGAAUGGCGUGCAUGGUAUCGCCGGAUGGCAAUGGCUAUUCAUUGUCUCGGGUACAAUAACUAUUGGGCAAGGACUGCUCGGCCUCGUUAUCAUCCCAGACUCACCAGUUCUCACUCGCGCUAUCUGGCUUACCGAUACGGAGAAACGCAUUGCACGAAAGCGUAUGGCUGACUUUGGCGCCAAUACCUCAAACAUGAUUCCUACCAAGGUUGCAGUACAGAAGUUGCGGAAACUCAUCUUCCACCCUGUGACAUACUUCUUCUUGGCUGCUUUUGCCUUGCAAGCCUGGGCAAACCGAGCAAACUCUUAUUUCACUCUUUAUCUCAAAGCGCUGGAAGACUCGUCAGGAAACCUUCGUUUCAGUACAUACCAAGUCAACGUCAUUCCUAUGGGCGGUUAUGCUCUCCAGAUCCUAAUCAAUUUGGGUCUAAAUGCGCUAUCUGAUUGGAAGCACUGGCGCUGGCAGAUCAGUGUUGCGCCGGCCUUUUUGCUUGGCAUUGUGCUUAGUGUGUUGAGCGUCUGGCCCUCAGAUUGGGAGGUCAUUAUCACCUUUUAUUUCCUUACAUAUGCGACAAAUGCAGGAAGUCCAUCCCUUUUGGCUUGGAUGGCUGAACUCCUCAAAAAAGAACCGGAAGCGCGGUCUAUCAUUGUUGCGCUGACGGUGACAAUUGUAUACAUUGGCCAUGCCACAAUUCCGAUCCGCAUUUGGAGGACGAGUGACUCACCUCGUUAUCCGAUCGGAUUCCCUCUCGCGACUGCCUUUAUUUUCUCGUCUAUCUUUGUUCAAUUUGGUAUGCUUUGGUGGGGACGACGAAACACCCAACUGGCUAAAUACGGAUACGACGCGCCGUCCAAUGUUUCAGCCAGGUUGGAUGAAGAGAGCUCUGAGAUCACAGAGAAAUAA